CCGCUUUAAAAAGUGGAGUAUGCCGAUAGCGCUGGAUCAGUAACUCGCGCCAGUUCGCUCGGAGCAGAGGCUCACCGCGGCGCGGAUCUUCGGGCACCGACGAGCGCCUCGCACACUUGCCACUCUCUCGCCGCACCGUCCGCCGUCCGUCGUCGCAGAGCGGCCCCACGCACCGCCGUCACGAUGCCGAGCCAACUCGAGGAGGUGAAGAGCAGGCGCGCCACCUUCGGCAUGGGCUGCUUCUGGGCGGGCGACUCGCUGUUCGGUGCCACCCCCGGCGUGUUCCGCACCAGCGUGGGCUACGCCGGCGGCACCAAGGAGAAUCCCGCCUACAAGAACCUGGGCGAUCACACGGAGGUCAUCGACAUCGAGUACAACCCCGCCAAGAUCUCCUACUCGCAGCUGCUGGAUCUGUUCUGGAACAAUCACGAGUACGGACUGACGAGCCUCAUCAAGAGACAGUACAUGUCGCUGAUCCUGUACCACGACGAGGAGCAGAGGCUCGUCGCCGAGAGGUCGCGCGAGCGGCUGCAGCGCGAGAAGAACGAGCGCUUCGUCACCGAGAUCCACCAGUUCCAGCGGUUCUACCCGGCCGAGGACUACCACCAGAAGUACCGGCUGCAGGCCCACCCCUGGCUGCUGGAGGCGAUCGGGGUGAAGAGCAGCGAGCAGCUGCGCACCUCGACGUUGGCGGCCAAGCUCAACGGCUACCUGGCCGGCGUGGUCGCCGUGGACGAGUACGACCGCGAGGUGGCCGGCCUGGGCCUCAACGACAGGGCCAUCCAGUUCGUCCGCGAGCACGUCAUCGAGAGACAGGGCAACGGCCUCUACUGCUAGCGACCCCCUCCCCUUCCCGCUCACCGUCGCUCUCUCUCUCUCUAAUGAAAAACAAAGAAACCUUCUGAGUAUUCCGAACGCCAGUUCAGGGGACAAGGCGCCCCGGCGAGACGCUCGCCUCGUGAGAUAUAGGUCUCGCCGCUCGAACCGAAUUGUUGAUCGUUGGGCGCCGAAGACGCCUCUGCUCUUUGUACCUUCGUGUCACGUGCGCGUUCUCUAGGAUCUUAUUGCCGCGUACUUCUGUCUCCGAAGUAUCUUAGUUCCUAAGGCUAUUUUUAUGAAUAAACGUAAUGUCUAUUUUUAUUGAAA
This is a messenger RNA of Phymastichus coffea, 1146 nucleotides long. It is a transcript of the gene MsrA, whose product is annotated as peptide methionine sulfoxide reductase. The record is from RefSeq and is a predicted model, not a curated record. Gene Ontology annotation, molecular function: peptide-methionine (S)-S-oxide reductase activity. Bases 184 to 837 code for a protein of 217 amino acids. Lineage: Eukaryota; Metazoa; Arthropoda; Insecta; Hymenoptera; Eulophidae. The transcript is spliced from 4 exons.